This is a messenger RNA of Scomber japonicus (chub mackerel), 715 nucleotides long. RefSeq names its product HD domain containing 3 (gene hddc3). Gene Ontology annotation, molecular function: guanosine-3',5'-bis(diphosphate) 3'-diphosphatase activity. NCBI's taxonomy places the organism in Eukaryota, Metazoa, Chordata, Actinopteri, Scombriformes, Scombridae. The record is from RefSeq and is a predicted model, not a curated record. The transcript has 4 exons. The coding region runs from base 112 to 651 and encodes 179 amino acids.
CACUGGAGACAGGUGUUAGGAGGAGACAGGAAGGAGAUACCUGAAAUAUAGUUAGUUAUAAUUACACUAAAUACAACCACAUUAAGUGCUACUACAUGCUCAUCUAUCACCAUGAAUACAGACGCUGCGUUAUUGGUGGAGACGGUUAACUUCGCUGCAGAGAAACACCGUAACCAGCGACGUAAAGACGCAGAGGCGACGCCGUACGUCAAUCACCCAAUAGGAGUGGCCAGGAUCCUCAGCUAUGAAGGAGGAAUCACAGACAUCGAGGUUUUACAGGCCGCUCUGCUCCAUGACACCGUGGAGGACACAGACACCACUCCUGCCGAGCUGGAGGCCAAGUUCGGGCCGGUCGUGGCUCGCAUCGUUCAGGAAGUGACGGACGAUAAGAGUCUGCCCAAACUGGAGAGGAAGCGUCAGCAGGUGGAGCACGCGGCCCACAGCAGCCGACAAGCCAAACUGGUCAAACUGGCCGACAAACUGUACAACCUGAGGGACCUGAACCGAUGCACGCCUGUCGGUUGGACAUCAGAGCGGGUCCAGGAGUAUUUCGUGUGGGCCUCUGAGGUGGUGAAAGGCCUGAAAGGAACCAACUCGGCUCUGGAGGAGAAACUAGAGGAGCUGUUCAAACAGAGAGGCGUUCAGUUCUGACCACACAACGAGGACAAGACGCUAUUUAACUUCCGUAUAUCCGUUUAUAUAUGUAUCACAGAAA